Molecule: messenger RNA, 1083 nt
Organism: Lasiodiplodia theobromae
Lineage: Eukaryota; Fungi; Ascomycota; Dothideomycetes; Botryosphaeriales; Botryosphaeriaceae
Product: Ketose-bisphosphate aldolase class-2
Exons: 3
Coding region: 1-1083 (360 amino acids)
Biological process (GO): glycolytic process; gluconeogenesis
Cellular component (GO): cytosol
Molecular function (GO): fructose-bisphosphate aldolase activity; zinc ion binding
Source: RefSeq, a predicted model, not a curated record
AUGGGUGCCCAGGACGUUCUCAGCCGCAAGUCCGGCGUCAUCUACGGCGAUGACGUCCUCAAGCUCUUCAAGUACGCUCAGCAGCACAAGUUUGCCAUCCCCGCCAUCAACGUCACCAGCUCGUCGACAGUCGUUGCCGCGCUCGAGGCUGCCCGCGACAAGAAGUCGCCCAUCAUCCUGCAGACCUCGCAGGGUGGUGCCGCCUACUUCGCCGGCAAGGGCGUCGACAACAAGAACCAGGAGGCUUCCAUCCAGGGUGCCAUUGCCGCGGCUCACUACAUCCGCGCCAUUGCUCCCGCCUAUGGCAUCCCCGUCAUCCUCCACACCGACCACUGCGCCAAGAAGCUUCUGCCCUGGUUGGACGGCAUGCUCGAUGCCGACGAGAAGUGGUUCAAGGCUACCGGCGAGCCCCUCUGGUCCUCGCACAUGAUCGACCUGUCCGAGGAGGACGUCGAGUUCAACGUCUCCACCACGGCCAAGUACCUCCAGCGCAUGGCCCCCAUGAAGCAGCUCCUCGAGAUGGAGAUCGGUAUCACCGGUGGUGAGGAGGAUGGUGUCAACAACGAGGACGUUGACAACAACUCCCUCUACACCCAGCCCGAGGACAUCCUGAUGAUCUACCAGCGCCUCUCGGCCAUCUCUCCCUACUUCUCCAUUGCCGCUGGUUUCGGUAACGUCCACGGUGUCUACAAGCCCGGCAACGUCAAGCUCCACCCCGAGCUCCUGUCCAAGCACCAGGCCCACGUCAAGCAGGCCAUUGGCGGCACUGACGACAAGCCCGUCUUCCUCGUCUUCCACGGUGGCUCCGGCUCCUCCAAGGAGGAGUUCCAGCAGGCCAUCAGCUACGGUGUCGUCAAGGUCAACCUCGACACCGAUCUGCAGUGGGCCUACCUCAUCGGUAUCCGUGACUACGUCCUCAACAAGAAGGACUACAUCAUGUCGCAGGUCGGCAACCCCGAGGGUGCCGACAAGCCCAACAAGAAGUUCUACGACCCCCGUGUCUGGGUCCGCGAGGGCGAGAAGACCAUGACGGUCCGCGUCCAGGAGGCUCUUGUCGACUUCAACACUGCUGGCCAGCUGUAA